AUGGAAUAUCCCCUACAGAGACAUGUGCAAGGCACGUCUUCUCAAAGGCUUCUGGGAUACAGAUUACCACCAGACCAUUUUUAUACAAAAAGUUAUUUGGGUUUAACUGCGCAUGAAUUCCCCUCAAAGGCCCAGCAUUUUGUGCAACGGCAGUCCCAAUUCAUCAAAAAAAUAUCGGUUGAUCUACACUUUUCUAAAGAGGUUGUGGAAGACAGAGGGCAGGCCUUCCUACCAUUCCGAGAAUGGAAUGCAAAGGGAUUGUACGAUACCACGGGUAUUAUGUCCAGUGUACGUAGCCGGGGGGAAAUAAAAAUUCACCAUCCUCAACACAAGCCAUGUCACUUGAAAAACGCUUUGCUUUCCAAACAAAUAAAAGCUGAUACGAGUGUUGAAUAUGGAAAAAGUAUGUGGAAAAAACCUGAAAAAUUAGAAAUGAAAGAAAUUAACGAAUGCAAAACAAACCAUUUUGUAAGGCAGGAACCUGGAUCAAGCAAAGAGAAAUCCCUAUCUAUUGAUCUGGGUUUUUCUAAAGAGACUUCUGAUUGUGAUGAUGAGACCCUGAUGAAGCAAAAGAAAACCGCAUCAGUUUGUGUUGUGAGUCGACAGAAAAACGAAAAAAACAUGGAGAGGUUUAAUCAUAGCAGUCUGUUGACAGGGUCUGCCAAACGAAUUAACGAAGGACGGAUGACAGAAGGGAAUGAUUCGUCCUCUACAAACCAAGAAAAGUCUAAAACAUCAGAUAGUCAAACGCAUGAAAAGGAAACUGAGACUUUACUUCCAGUCUAUUAUAAGUAAGAUUAAUAAGCCUCGCAGCAAUGGACGAUUUGCAUUUCAUAAUUGAAAAAAUUAACUUAAAAAAAAAAAAAAAAUCCUUUUAGUAUUCCAUAUUUAAGUAAGCAUUUUUUUUUAAAACUCAGUUAUAUGUUAAUGAUGCUUUUUUGCAUAUUUAGUAUGUAUCAACCGCCAUGUUAUUUUCUACUUCUGUAGAGUGCCUAUAACUAGAAUCAAAAACUGAAAUUCUUUCACUAGUGUGCUGCAGAUCUUCUGAUAGUACGCCAGCAAGAGCUGGACUGAGAACCAAAGAUUGUCUGCUGGUCUGAGCAGGAUCUUCAUCACCUUUUGUGUCUGUCAAUUGCUUGUUGUUUAAUAGCCAUAUUGUAUAAUUGGAAAAUGCUUGUGGCACUAUACAAAUGAUGAUAAAAAUAAUAAUAGAUGUAGGCCAAUUAAUGUUAAUAGGCUGUGGCAGCUCAAAAACAAAGGACCAAAACGCCGGGUUCUUAUUUUCCAUAUCUACACCAAGUGUGCAACAACUUGGGGUGAAGAAGGUUAACCCUUUAAGGACACAACUUCUGGAAUAAAAGGUAAUCAUGACGGAAUAUUUUCGUCGUGUGUCCUUAAGGGGUUAAUAAGAAAUCCCUUAAAGGGACACUAGUCCCCCAGACCACUUCAGCUCAAUGAAGUGGUCUGGGUGCCAGGUCCCUCAGGUUUUAACCGUUCAGAUGUAAACUUAGUUUCAGAGAAACUGCUAUGUUUACAUUGCAGGGUUAAUCCAACCUCUAGUGGCUGUCUUCCUGACAGCCGCUAGAGGCGCUUCUGCGACGCUGGAUGCAAAAUUCGCAUCCAGCAUGCACAACGUCUAUAGGAAAGCAUUGAGAAAUGCUUUCCUAUGGACUGUUUGAAUGCGCUUGCGGGUCUUGCCGCGCAUGGGCAUUCCGCUCCACUCGGAAGCUGACGUCGGCAGGGGAGAAGAGGUCACCAGCGCCAGAUAAAGGUAAGUGGCUGAAGGAGAUUAAACCCCUUCAGUACCAAGGAAGGGGGACCCUAAGGGUGGGGGGGCCUAAGAAAACGAGUUUGAUUUCCUGACAUUAUAGUGAUGCUUUAAAUCUGGGGUAGGUACCUAGACAAUGCCACAUACAGAGGAUUUUAGAAAAAUAAAAGUGCCGUCCAUAGUUAAAGGGACACUCCACUGCCCAAAUAAAAACUAAAAAUUCACUGGUUAGUAGAUAUACCCCAAAUUAAAACUUACAUGCUUUUAACCCCUUAAGGACACAUGAUGUGUGACAUGCCAUGAUUCCCUUUUAUUCCAGAAGUUUGAUCCUUAAAGGACCACUCUAGGCACCCAGACCACUUCAGCUUAAUGAAGUGGUCUGGGUGCCAGGUCCAGCUAGGGUUAACCCAUUCUUUUAUAAACAUAGCAAUUUCAGAGAAACUGCUAUGUUUAUGAAUGGGUUAAGCCUUCCCCCAAAGCCUCUAGUGGCUAUCUCAUUGACAGCUGCUAGAGGCGCUUGCGUGAUUCACACUGUGAAAAUUACAGUGAGAGCACGCAAGCGUCCAUAGGAAAGCAUUGAUAAUGCUUUCCUAUGCGACCGGCUGAAUGCGCGCGCAGCUCUUGCCGCGCGUGCGCAUUCAGCCGACGGGGAGGAACGCCCAGCGCUGGAAAAAGGUAAGUUUUUACCACCUUUCCCCCUUCCAGAGCCGGGCAGGAAGGGGUCCCUGAGGGUGGGGGCACCCUCAGGGCACUAUAGUGCCAGGAAAAUGAGUAUGUUUUCCUGGCACUAUAGUGGUCCUUUAAGGGGUUAAUUGUACAUUUUUGCAUUGGGGGUGUAUAUUAAAAAAAACAAAAAACAGCUUGCUUUUAACAGGUCUGUGGUCUGCAGCCUUCACAAGUCCUCCCCUUCUAUCCCCGCCCAGACUUUCUGUGGCUGUCCAAUCACAGACUUCCCAAUGCAGCUCAAUGGGAAGUCUUUGCAAGGCAGGGGCUCUGAGCAAUUGCCGCCUCUUUAGUUUAGCUCCAUUCAGCUAACCAAACCAGGAAUUAACUUUACCAGUUUUCUGCUUACAUGCCAAGUAGGUGUAACAAGGUUAGUUUAUAAAAAAGUGUUAAUUUCUAUUGAAAUCUGCACUUUUUGCAAAAUGGAAAAAAAAUAUAUAUAUAAAAAAGUUGGGUUGUUACAUAAAUUUCAGUAUUUUGCGAGAAAUGCAUUCUGUUUGGAUCUUAACCCUCCCACGUUCUGUCUUUUAUGGUACAGGAUCCCUAGCUACUUACCCCAGCCAAAACAGGAGCAAGAAAUUGGCAGCAAUAACAAAACAGCAGAAUCAUUGUCUGUGAAACAUUAUGAACUGAAGCAGUCACUAAGACUACAGGAUCUGAUUAACCCACAGCUUGGAAAAUAUGUUCAUGCUACCGACAAUGAAUUUGAAGGGGAGCUUUAUUCAGGUAAGGCAGAGCAUGGAUGGUAUGGAAAUGGCCUUUUCUUUUCAUAAAUACCUGAAAUUCCAAAUUAUGGGGGAAGAAUGUAGGGUUUUAAUACAAAAAUGGUUAAAGGACCCCUAAAGGCACCCAGACCACUUCAGCUCAAUGAAGUGGUCUGGGUGCCAGGUCCCUCUAGUUUUAACCCUGCAGCCUCUAGUGGCAGUCUCCCGGACAGCCACUAUAGGGCGCUUCCAUAAUCCUCAACGCAAAAAUCGCAUUGAGGACACGCUGGACGUCCAUAGGAAAGCCUUGAGUAAUGCUUUACCAUGGGCGAUUUGAAUGUGCGCGUGGCUCUGGCCGCCCAUGCACAUUCGGAGCUGACGUUGGCAGGGGGAGGAGAGGUCACCAGAGCCGAGGGAGCCCAGCGCUGGAUUAAGGUAAGUGGCUGAAGGAGUUUUAACCCCUUCAGCCCAGCGGGAGGGGGGACCUAAUAACCCUAUAGUGCCAGGAAAACUAGUUUGUUUUCCGGGCAUUAUAGUGCUCCUUUAAAUGAUGUAGACAAAUGACAUGAAUGUGUACAUCAAUUGCAUCUAUCCUAUGCAAUAGUAAGCAUGUUUAUUAAUUGUAUACAUGUGUUUUUAAAGGAACAAGUACAGUUAUUCACCAGAAAAAUGAAAAGAAUAUCAUUUACACAGAGUGCCACAAUAAGUAUAAAAAACAUCUUCAGGAAAUUCUUCCUAAACCAUACCAGAAUUACGAUUUUACGGAGGAAGACUCAGGUAAUUCUCUACCACAACUGUUCUUAGUGGAAAUUAACCUGGUGUAGUGGCUUUAAAAUGUCCUUUUUCUUUAUACUGGUCUGGCUACGAGACCUGAAAGAGGACCUAUUCGCUGGAUUGCCCUACCUACCUCUGUGAUAAAUGAGACUGAUAAAUGUUCACUACCACCAAUUGCCAAGACAUCUCAGGAUAGAGACAACGGAAGUCUGAAGGCCGAAGAUGCCCCACUGAGCGAGCUUCAGGUGCUGCGCAACAUACUAACUCAUUGGAUGGGAGCCUGGACGUUGAGUGAGUAGGUCACUGAUGACAUAAAAAAAAUUGAUUAAUUAUGGUGCAAUUUAAACAGUUUCAGGGUUAUUCAAUAAAGUGCGAAUGAGAAGUCUUUGCAAAGUAGGUGACUAAAGAGUAUAUUUUAUGGAACAAUUCGCCAUGUCAGCUAUGCUUUUAAUGUAGUUUCUUUGUCCUACAAUUUGACAUUCUGGUUGAAUUGUUCAUUUAAACCUGCGUAUUCUGGUUUUAGAAGUAUGAAUAACCCAUUCACUGUUUAAUUGGCAAAACAAUGUGUUGCCAUUCUUCAUAGAUUUUACAGCUCAGAGGCCUAUACAGCUUAGUAAUGAAUUUACUAAAAAGGAGAACAGGAUGGGGGAAUACCAGGAGGGCUGAGGAAUGUAGAUAUAUGUACUAGUCAAAUAAUAGAAACAAGCAAAAAAAAUAAAAAAUAAACAGGGUUGCCGCUAAAUCAAUAAUGGACACAUUUAUACUUUUGGGCCUUAUAUUAAGGAAUCAUCUCCAUUUCCAUAUCGAUGCAUCACUCGAAACACAGUGCAGAUUUCAUAUACCAGACAAGAUUAUGACUAAUCAAGCAACAACACAUGUUCAUCUAUCAUAGGCCUCUUUACAGAAGCAUGAUACACAUACACCCCAUUCAUGACAAUGGUCUUCCCACAGCAGGAUAAUGCACCCUGCCCCACUGCAAAAAUUGUAUAGGAAUGGUUUGAUAAACAUGAAAGAAAAAAAAAAACGUUCUAGGUGUUGCACUGGCCUUCAAAUUCCCAAGAUCUCAAUCCGAUAGACACGUAGAGCAUUUGUGGGAUGUGCUGGAACAACAAGUCUGAUCCAUGGAGGCCAGACCUCACAGCUUGCAGAACUUUAAGGAUCUGCGGUUAAUGUCUUGGUGCAACAUACUACAUGACACAUUCAGAGGUCUUGGGGAAGUCCAUGUAUUGAAGCAUCAGCUAUUUAGACAGAUUGUUUUUUUUUUUUUCUCCAAAUAAGUCACUCUAAAAUGCUGCCAAUAAUGGCAACAGUUAAGGUUCAUCCACAAAGCAACUAAAGAGACAUGUUCAUUUUACCUGUAAUUAUACAAUACUAGCUGACUCAAAAGAGAGGUAAUAAAGCUCAGUUUAAAUGCCAUUAUUGGCUACCUUUAACGAUAGGUGUCAGUUGGAAGAAUGCCACACUGGAACGGUUGAAGAGGGAUCUCUGCAGCAUCCACAGUGCACAGAAAAUAUCAGCUUUGGUAACCAUUGCUUCAGCUGUCCUUAAUCGACCACGAGAUGAGUCAAGUUCCAAAAUGUUGGGUACGUGAGAGAUAUCCAGGAGUACCGUAAAUGUCUGAAUGAAUAAUCAAAAUUAUACACAAACACACAUAGUAAAUUCUGAUAUGCAGUGCUUUCUGAUCCAUACGGUUUUCUUCAUGCAUAUAGUUACACGUAGGUUCGGAAAGCGUUUAGGACACUGCACAUUCUAUAUGGACUACUUUAAAAUGUAUAUCAAAAACCAAGGUGUUACUUUGUUCAUGGUUACAUAUUCUGGUUUCAGAGGUAUGAAUAACAUGAAUAUUAGUUUCUCUCUUUUACAUAUCCUAAAGAUGUAAUCCCUCUUUAAGCUUACCUGUGCAGCAGUUGACGCAAACAACAAAUGGCAUGGUUCGCCUUUAGGUAGCCACUGUACAUGUAACUUACACAAUCAUGACCAUAACCACAAGUGGGAUGGCUAACUCUAGUUAGCCUGAAUUUGUGUGAAUGGGUUUUUACAUCCCCCCACUCCCAUAAUCCUUUCUGGCGUUACAGGCACAAUGUUGUCCCCCCCAAAUUUACAGAUAAGCUUGGCAUAUUUUAAACUCUCUAAUUAUUCUCAACAGAUAUGCCUAUACUGUGGAACUGAAUCUCCCUAUUUUUGUGCAGAGAUAGGGGAUUUUAAGUGGCCUUGUAAACUGUAAAUCUAAUUUGUGUGUGUGCAGUUCCUUAAUCUGUAUUUUGUAUAAAUGUUUUUCUUUACUGCAGCAUCGCUGCUGAGAAAUGUAUCUUCCUGGUGUGUCCCUAAUUCCUUUUUUUCUAUGAAUGUUUCGAAACAGAGGCAGUCUCCGAUGUACCUGCAGACAUGCUUCCCCUCAUCUGGAAUGCACUAAAACAUGAAGAUAUUCUGGUGAGCAUGGCAGCGGCUCUGUGUCUGUUCUUUCUUUGGAAAUCAAGCGAAGAUGUGAGAAAGAUCUUCCUUUCAGUCCUGGAGAAUGGUAUGUCUCUUCGUCUUGUAGCACUACAUGUAAAAUAAAGCUAUUAUUGGGAUGAACUGUGAGUUGUUGCUUUAACUCCAGGGACAAAACAUGGUUGCUCUUUGGUAAUGCGAAAAAUAAUCCGCAAUAAUUAUUGUAUUAGGUCUUGUGUAUAGUGUGAGAAUAGAGCAUGUCCUUUCUGGUGGUUCGCAGUGAUAGGAUUUUAAAUUAUUCAAGUAUAACUUCCCACCUACUCAAUUAAGAUUUUUUUUAUAUAGAAACUGGUUAGAAUGUCGCUUAAUUACAAAGCAGGGUAAAUAUCCUGAGAGAAGUUAGACCUAAAUCAGUUCUCAGGGUUAAAGGACCACUCUAGGCACCCAGACCACUUCAGCUUAAUGAAGUGGUCUGGGUGCCAGGUCCAGCUACGGUUUCCUCUAGUGGCUGUCUCGUUGACAGGCGCUUGCGUGCUUCUCACUGUGAUUUUCACAGUGAGAACACGCCAGCGACCAUAGGAAAGCAUUAUGAAUGCUUUCCUAUGUGACCGGCUGAAUGCGCGCGCGCAGCUCUUGCCGCGCGUGCGCAUUCAGCCGACGGAGAGGAGAAUAGGAGGAUGGGAGGAGGAGAGCUCCCCGCCCAGCGCUGGAAAAAGGUAAGUUUUAACCCCUUUCCCCCUUCCAGAGCCGGGUGGGAGGGGGACCCUGAGGGUGGGGGCACCCUCAGGGCACUAUAGUGGUCCUUUAAGGGUGAUCUGACACUACACCCAGACCACUUCAAUGAGCUGAAGUGGUCUAGGUGCCUAAAGUGUCCCUUUAAAUGAACUGGUGUUCAGCAGUGAAUAGUGCUAGGACAAGGUGAUCACAAAAGAGUAUAAUCAGAAUAGCAUCUACCACAUUGUCAUACAAAAAGUGGGAAGUAAAGCUAGGCGCCCAUCAGUAUGGAGGUCUACACAACAUGAAAAUGUGACUACAGAGCCAUCUAAAUGAGAACUUAAGUACUGCAAUGAGGAGUCUUGUGAACUUGUAUAAGUAAAUACAAAUAUAUCUAUUUAUUCAAAACUUAAAUUAAAAAAAAUUAACAUUUUCAAAAGCAGAAAAAUCAAAAACAUAAGUACGGUUAUAGAGGAAGGCUUUUCAUGCCUAUAGGAACAUAAUCUUGUGCACACAAGGUGCAUUAGACUGUAUCAGUCCUUAACUUCCUAUUUUUUUGUGAUUUUUGAAGAUGAGCUGCUAGCACUAUUCACACGAAUUCUGGAGUGCUUUGUUAUAAUAUUUGAAGUAUGUGUCAGCAGGUUCCAGGUCCAUGUUGUUUGGUCUGUGGUAUCCUGGGAUGCUGAGUGGUGCAUAGCCUUACUUCUCAUUGUGUGAGUGGGUGCAAUCUGUGCUUCAUUUUCUAUCAUAGCAGUCCUCAUCUGGAAUGUGUAGACAAGGUGUCAAGCAAUAGAUUUGAAGCGGUUGUAGAACUACAGGUUCCAUGAUGCUUUGCCAGCUAGAGUCUAGAAAAGAUUUUUUAUAUUGUUAGACUUUGCAUGAAAUGAAUACAUAUUGAGGAAAUUCUCAUGUUUAUCACAGGCUGGGCAGAAAUCAUAUUAUUCAGGGACUCAAUGUGCAACUGAAUUUUGCUCCCUAGAUCACCCCUUGACGUGGAAUGAACUACAAUUUUCAUGAGGUCUAUACAGCGUCUGGUCAGCCCUGUGUAAUCAUUGUCAAACGUGGCACAAUAAGUAGCUGGAUCUACAUAACAUUUCUAUUUGUUCCAGGUAACGAUGCAGACACCUGGGCCGCUGCUCAGUGUUUGGCUCUGGAAAGAGACUACAGCUAUUUGGUGGUAAAGAGAAUCCUCACUCAACUGUUUGAAGGGGGGGGAAGAGACACCACAAAGCAGGCUUGUUAUCUACUGCGUCAACUCAGCAAGAACACAGUGAGUUACUGUCAUGCAAAGAUAUUACAUCUGGGUAAAUGGAAUCUAAGUUCUAGGUAAGGGUUAGACUCCAGCCACCCAGAUAGUGAUGGACUACGACACCCAGAAUUCUUUGAAUUAUAUAGAUGGGAGAGAAUCUUGGAAAGUUUAGUCCAAGAAGAUCAGGGAGUGGAGUUUGUCAACUCUGUUCUAGUGCAUGCAUUUUCUGAAUUCUAGACUCUAGAAUAUACGAAAUGUCAAGAGGUAUAGGAUAACAAACAGGUAGAUAAUGACAAUAACAUAACAUGAGGCCAAUGAACACUGUCAGUAUUAACUACAAGAUGGUAUUAACAUAGCUGCAGUGUAUGAAUAGUGUUUGCUAUGUGUCGCUGUUGAUUUGUAACUCCUAUCAGUGGUGAUGGUUAUUAGCACGAUAGCGUAGCUAGUCCUGUGCACAAUACAGAUGCUAGCGUGACAUUUUAGAUCAGCAAUAUCCCUGCCUGUUCUGCUGCCUUUUUCUCCCUCAGAAUAUAAUUCAUCAUAUGCUGGGGGAUGAAUUAAACAACUGCAAUUGGAGAGAUCGUAUUGUGGCUUGUAGUACGAUUGCUCAGCUCCAUGGAAGUGCCAGCCAGGUGAGUAUCUGCUUAUACAUUUGACUUGAGAAUAUUGAUCUGAUGUUCAAAUUUAAAAGAAUAAAACUAAAACAAAUCUGUUUUUAAAAAUAGGUCAACAAAACUUGUCCGCACAAAAUCGCAUUUUUAAUAUAUUCUAAAAAAUUUUUUGGUCUAAAGUAAUGUGAAACACCAGUAGGGGAAUUUCACCAGUGCAGGAAUUGUGGAGAAAGGACAAGGAAAUUUUAAUUUUUGUGAUAAACAUAGCUGUGCAAAAAAAAACAAAAAAAAAAACAACAGCAUAUUGAUCUAAAUUCUGCAAAUCGUCCCAGAUUACUAAAAUUGAAAUUUUAUAUAACAUGACCUAACUAGAAAAGCCUUUCUUUUUUUGCAGGAUUUGAGGAAUAAAUUAAACUAUCUGAUGUGGAGGGAUUGGAAUGUGCCAGUUCGAUGGGCAGCUGCCAAAGCCUUGGGGCAGAUGGGCCAAGGGAACAUGGUCCAUGAUCAAAUAAGGUAGGUCAAAAGUCAAUUUCUUUUCAUAUACAAGGUUCUCAAUCAGGAGUAAUUCAGAACAAAUUUGCAGCACAUGUAACAUUUGUGGAGGUAAUUACUCUCUAUGGUUUAAGACAGCAAGAUCCCAAGAUGACAGGGAUCAGUCUAAGGAUAAUGGGAAUUGCAAAAAAACAACAAAAAAACAAAAACAAACAAACACUGUCAGGUGGGUCUAUCCACUAAAGUGACAGUGAAACCCAAUCUAACGAAGUUUAGAAAAACAUCUGAUAAUUCUGUCUGUGCAUUGCCGAUUGUGUUUACUUGACUUGCUCCGUAUAAAGUUAUUCUUAAUAUUUGUAGGAGAUAUUUAGAAGGCGGAAACUGGAGAGCGAAAGUGGAAGCUCUUUCUCUGAUUGGAUGGCUCCGGUACAUGACAGCCCAGUUACUCCCUGGAUUCCUCCAGUGCUUUGCUGAUGACUAUGUGAAUGUUCGCCAGCAAGCAUGUCUUACAGCUGGUUUGCUUCAAAUUAAGGAUGAGAUGGUGGGUGUAAGCAAGCUCUUAAUAUAAAUUAUAUUCCAAAAAGGGGUCUCAUAUCUAUACAUGGUUUUCAUUUAUAAAGGCUGAACAGAAAGUGUUAAACAUCUGUACAAUUUCAUCAAAAGUGAAAAUGUAUUUACAUUCUAUUUGCUACAUCAUAGGUGGGCUAAAAUCGACUAUCUGUAGGUUGAACUGUAACACCAAUGCCAUUUUCCCAGCUGAUCGUAAAACCAGAUUGUGUCUUGGUUAGAAGCGUGGCAUUUCUGUUGAGAAAAAGGAUCACGGAAAUUCUAGAUUAAACAGGGCGGAUGUUGUCGUCAAUCUCUAUGCUACAUUAAUCAGAUCAGCUUUUAAUAGAGAUAUAUGUUCUUUAAUUCAAAUGUCUAGAUUACUGCUCCGCACCAUGUCAUCAAUAAAAGCUAAUAAAAAGCUAUUUAAAAGCUUUUAAACUCAUCUUUAUUCUAGAGUCAGAACAGACUGCUCACUUUAGUCCCAGCUGCCAAUAACGAAGUCAUUAUAAGUAUUUGCCCACACUGCACUUGGACCAAUGAAAACCAUUCAUAUCCACUUUGAACUACAGUUCAAAUCAAGAGAGACAGAAAACUAUCCCUGCUGUCCAGGAAGUGUUACUAAAGGAAUUUAUAAAAAGUAAUGAUUUAUUUUUAAAUCAUCACUUUUAUAAAAUAAGCAACAGAUAACAUGCAGUUUAACCGCAAAGUAUUCAUACAGCACUGAAGUGCUCUAGAGCCUGGUUUCUCAACCAGUGUACGCGCAUUAAAGGCAGGGGGUACGUCAAGAGCAUGCCACCUAAAACCCCCCAGGAGGCAGCCGGCUUGAUAAGCAGAUGCCUACUCACCAAGCACAGUGGUGUCCAGAGGGGAAUGGAGGCUGAGGGAGCUGUAAUUUUCAUGAUCUUCCAGCACUGCUCCCUUGCAAGGUGAUGCCAUUAUGAGGUCUCUCCAGUCCAAGCAUCACUAAACCGCACAUGAGGGAUCAGUGCUGGAAGAGCAAAAAGAUUAUGCAAGCCCCAUACUGGACCCCAGGGAAAAGGAUUUACUCCAGCUCUCCCAAAGGUGGGGAGGCUGUGAGAACCUAACUAAAAAUAAUUUGUGUCUGUGGGCGAAUGUGUGUGUGUGUCUGUCGGUGAGUGUCAAAUCAGUGAGCGUGUCUGAUCAGGGAAAGGUUGUAAGUUUCCUCUGUGUGUAAAUGUGUGUGUCUGUUAUUGAAUGUGAGCAUCGGUGUAUGUGUGUCAAAUCAGUUAAAGUCUGAAUGUCAGUGUGUGUGUGUGUGUGUGUGUGUGUGUGUGUGUGUGUGUGUGUGUAUGUGUAUGUGUAUAUAUAUAUAUAUAUAUAUAAAUAAAAAUAAUUUAUUUUGUGUCCUCUUUGUGUAGUGUAUGUAUGUCAGUGUCCUGUGUGUAAAUGUGUGUGUCAGGGCUCUCGUGUGUAACUCUGUGGGUUACUGUCUUUUACGCAAAUGUGUUUGUGCAUGCCAGUGUUCUCUGUGUGUCACUAUUACAUGUGUAUUGUAUUUUCAUUUUGUGACUUUUAAACUUAAUAUUAAAACGACACUAUAAUCACAGGAACUACAGCUUAAAGGGACACUAUAGUCACCAGAACAACUACAGCUUGUUGAAUUUGUUCUGGUGAGUAGAAUCAUUACCUUCAGGCUUUUUGCAGUAAGCACUGUCUUUUUCAGAGAAAAUGCAGUGUUUACAUUACAUCCUAGUGAUAACUUCAUUGACCACUCCUCAGAUGGCUGUUAGAGAUCCUUCCUGGGUCAUGGCUGCCUAAAAUGCAUCCAAACAUUCAGUGUCUCCUCCCUCUGCAUGCAGACACUGAACUUCCCUCAUAGAAAUUCAUUGAUUCAAUUCAUCUAUAUGAGCUGAUUGGCCAUGGCUGUGUUUGAAUUAUGCUGGCCCUGCCCCUGAUCUGCCUCCUUGUCAGUCUCAGCCAAUCAUAUGGCAAAGCAGAUUGAAUCAGGCAACCACUUCUAAUGAGUUCAGCAGACAGCUUGCUAUUCUGAGGCAAACAGCAUGCAGAGCUACAGCUUCAGGCUUCAAUUCAAGUAAGAUUUUGCUCUAUUUAGGGAGGCAUGAGGGGCCCAGAGGGGUGAUGGUGGUUUUAACAAUAGAGUCAGGAAUAAAGUUUUAUGUCCAUGACCCUAUAGUGUUCCUUUAAUGUAGUUCUGGUAAUUAUAGUCAACCCCUUCAGUCUUUUUAAUAUAAACAUUGCUUUUUCAGAGUAAAGGCAGUGUUUACAUUGCUCCCUAGGGACACCUCCAGUGGCAGUCACUCAGACGGCCAAUAGAGGUGCAUUCUUGGUCAGCACUACACAACGUGCAGCAUCUCCAUGCUCUGCAUGAAGACGUUGAACUUUCCCCACAGAUAUGCACUGAUUAAAUGCAACUCUACUAGGAGAUGCUGGUUGUCCUGCGCCGUGUUUGUCUCGGCUCCCGCCCCACCUCUUUUCAAUUCUGAUGAUCUCAGCCAAUCCAAUGCUUUACCAUAGGAAUUCUGUUAAUCUCAAUCGAAAGGGAGCGAAGCCAGUGCCGGCAGACUUACGCAGCACUGGAAUAAAAGGUAUGUUUUAUGCUUAUUUAAGGUGGACAAGAGUGGGCCGGCUGGCCAGCUAGCAUGUUUUUUUUUUAACACUACAGGGUCAUGUUUGUAUUCCUGACCCUAUAGUAUUCCUUUAACAGUUCACACACUCCUCUUUACAUACACAGUAUUCUCAAUAUGCCAGAUUUAUGUUUAAAUAUGCUUUACGCCCUUUAAUCAGGAUUGUUCUCCAAUAUGGGAUUAAUUUAAGGAUCAGUGUCUAUAUGUUGUUUCAUUUGGAAUGUAAAUCAAUAGAAGUUACUUUCGAGGCAGGAGUAUUUAGGAAUGUGUUUUAGACCUGCAGGGUUAUUUCUCUGUAAAAGAAACACUGGUCUUGAAAGCUUGAAGCUCUAUUUAAACUGCUUCAGAUCUACUAGUUUCCCAUCUCAAUGCUAAACAAAUCUGCUCUUAUCUUGUUCUAGGUUUUAAACUCCCUCUAUAACCUAAUCCUGAAUGAUGCAAGCUGGAAAAUACAAAUAUUUGCUAUCAAAGGUCAGUGAUAAGCCUCAUUUUCCCAUGAUAACAGUUUCAGGUUUCAAUUGGUAUAUUUCAGAUUAACCCUCAAACAAAUAAUCUAUAAUAAACCAGGACAUGUAGAAACCUGGUGUUCUUUUAAUAGCACUUUUUUUUUUUUUUUUUUUUAAAACCUUCCUUAUAGCAAUGCCCAGUAGGAAGGCUGAGCGAGGUAUCCCACUUACUAUAGCCCACUAUAACAGACAGGCACACAUACAGACAGACAGGCACACAAACAUACAGACACACAAAGACACACACAAAGACAAGACACACAUACAGACAGACACAUACAAAGACAUACAAAGACACAUACAAAGACACUUACAUAAGACACACAAGACAUACAUAAAAAGACACAUACACAAACAAACACACAAAAUAUUUUAGUCACCCUCCUGUUUCCUACCUUUUAGGUGCAGGAGGGUGACUUUCCCUGGGGUCCAGUGGUGUCUCAGGUGGAUGGGAGUCAGAGUUCCCACUCUGACUCCCUCUUUCCGCCCGAUCUGUGUUAGCUGGGAGGAGUGACGUGCAGUCACUUCCUCCCAGCGUGAGGUAAUCACAGGGGGCCCGGUCACGCUCCAUAUGCGGCCCCGGCGGUUUGCCGUGCGGGCCGGGGCCGCAAGUAGUGAUGGCGGUACCCGGUCUCAGGGGGAACUGCCGGCUCGCACCCGCCCCCCCACCCCAAUCUCUCAACAUUAUAAAAUCCCUCCCGCCCACCUGGAAUCCUGAAACACCCACUAGUGGGCGGUAGAGACCAGGUUGACGACCCAUGGUCUAGACUAAAGGUGUCCAAAAUGUAGAUCCCCAGAUGUUUAAAAACUACAGCUUCCACCCUUGUGCUGCUAUGCACUCUCAGGGAGGCUAAUUGCUAGUCUGUGGUUAGGGCUUGGAGUCCUGUGUUGUAGAGCUAAAGACAAGAUGCAGAGAGGCACACAUUCAUUGUAAGUACUGGUUUCUAAGAAGGCUGGGACAACUGGCCCGCAUAAGGUGUGAAAAAGAAGGAUGAGAUUGUCAAACAGUCAACUUUCUUGAAUGCCUUUUUAAAAGCUUAAAGCCUGGACACUACAGGUUAAUUAGUAGAUUUGUAAAAAAAUCUGUUCAUUGCCUGUAGUUUAUCGUCAGGUCAUGAGUGUUUGCUAUAUGUAAAAAGGCCAUUUAGCAGUUUCUCCAUGCUAAAUAUUUAUGCAGAAGUACUUCCUUCUAGUUACAGAAGCAAUUUAUUCCAUCUGCAAUUAACACGGUCUACUUAAUAUGAUAGAGUAUUCAUUCACAGGGUUUGGUUUUGUUUUUUGUAAUGAAAGCACUACAAUAGGCAGCUCUUUCACUCACAGCACUGGGACAGGAACAAUUACAAACGGGACGACAAAACACAAGGCUGCAGAGGGGAGUCAUGACUAGUUCUUUGAAAGAGGCCAAUGCCAAUGUCUGUUUCAGAUGCAGAAAGUGAUGUCAGGGUAAAAUACAACCAAGACACAAAUAAAGAUCUCCUUGAGUUUAUUAAAAUGACAUGUACAAAAGAUCAAUAAAUUAUUACACCUUUUUCCAGCUUUGGGCAAUAUCGGACAGGUGACCACUCGUGUAAAAGAGAUUCUGCUGAGAUCCAUAAGAAGUGAUGUGCCAGCAGUGCGUAUAGAAGCCUGUCACUGUAUCGCCACUCUACGCCUGUGUGAUACGGAUGUUCAGAGUGCACUACAGGAUCAGCUGGUCCUGGAAUCUAACGAAUUUGUGAAAAGGUGAGUUUGUCCACAUAAUGCCUUAAAAUAAUGGGUGACUUAACCAUGCAUGAAUAAGAAUUUAUAUGUAUACUUUACACAUUUUAUUCUUAAAUAUUUGCAAAUGUGACCAGAUUAUGCAUUACUCCUGCAGUUUUAAGGUGGAAUUACAUAUUCUUUGUCUAUUUAGAGAGGUGAACCAAACGCUGACUGCCUUCAACAUAAAGAAUGAAGGAAAUCAGCAAAUGAGGUCAUUGAUCCAACAGGAGGUAUGUAUGGGUUGUCUUGGGAACACUAAAGGUAGACAGAAAGUCAAAUGUUGUAAGCAAUUGAUUUUGGCUACAGUUGUACAAUGCUUAGAAAAAAAAAAAAAAAAAAAAAAAAAAAUUGCUAGAAUUCUGUAAAAACAUUAUUAAACCAAACUGAUCUGGUUGUGUGUAUCACAGAUGUCAAGGCUUUGCCAAGAGGAAGUGUUGAUUCCAAAGGUUUUGAAACUGGACGAGUCUCUGGAAGAAGGACCACAGAAGACUGGACUGCUAAUAGACAAGACCCAGAUGGACCCAAAAGGUUUUAUAGAGUAA
Messenger RNA from Pelobates cultripes (western spadefoot toad), 15408 nucleotides. The record is from the annotation of a GenBank genome assembly. Lineage: Eukaryota; Metazoa; Chordata; Amphibia; Anura; Pelobatidae.